Molecule: messenger RNA, 567 nt
Organism: Paramecium sonneborni
Lineage: Eukaryota; Ciliophora; Oligohymenophorea; Peniculida; Parameciidae
Source: the annotation of a GenBank genome assembly
ACUAAAUGGACUCGUAGAAGUAUAUUUCUCCUUAUGCAAAAUUGUAUUCAAUAUUUAAUAUAUAGGUGGGAAUAAAAAGAAUGGCGAGAAGUACUUAUUACAGAAAUCAAAACAGAUAAUCCAAAUGUGAAAAUAACAAAUAAAGCUAUCAUUGAAUAAUAUUUUAAAAGAUAUAUGAUGCUUUAACCAACUGAUAAAUCUAAUCUUCUUGUCUAACAUCCUGGAUUAUUAUAAGUAUAGUACUUAAUACAAAAAAGGUUGAUAAAGAUAAAAUUGAUAAAGUGACUAAUGAUACUAUGUAGAGUUUAGUUAAUGCUACUGCAGGUUGCACUGUGGCUUCACUAUUUUUCUAUAAAUUACUAUUGAGCAAAAGAAGAAUUUUCUAUGAUUUCUAUAGAAAGGGUAGAUUCUCUUUCAUUAAAAAGCCAUUGUCAAUAUUAGUCUUAUUCACAACUUGGGGUGGUGCCUUAGCUUAUGGCUAUAAGUAAACAAUUCCAUUUGAAUUAUUCAAAUAAGGAAUGUAUAAAAAAUAUCUAAUUGAGUAUGAUAAAGUAUAUUUAUGAGACC